Messenger RNA from Rosa chinensis, 1354 nucleotides. Its product is annotated as cytochrome b5. NCBI's taxonomy places the organism in Eukaryota, Viridiplantae, Streptophyta, Magnoliopsida, Rosales, Rosaceae. The record is from RefSeq and is a predicted model, not a curated record. The transcript has 4 exons. Gene Ontology annotation, molecular function: heme binding. The coding region runs from base 691 to 1089 and encodes 132 amino acids. Gene Ontology annotation, cellular component: membrane; intracellular membrane-bounded organelle.
UUCUCUCUACCAAGUCACUCACUCCUCUCCUCAGCACUCUGCUCUCAUUCUCUCCACUUUUUUGAGGUAUGAAUUUUUUUGAUGAAAUUAGAAUGUGAUUUAGGUUAGAAUUUGGGUAUUUCUAGUUUUGUUGAUGUAAGGGAUCAUUAAUAUUGUUGACUCAUUUUCUAAGCAUGUUUCUGAGUUAAAAUCUAUUCAAGAAGUUGAAGUUGUGGAACAAAUUGCUGUUCGGGAACUUGAAACUGGAAAGUGAGCUAACCAGACAUUCAAUUUGCAAAGAGCUGGAGCUACACAGUGGAGUUCAAGCAUAAGGUAAAUUUAGCACACCUCAAAUUUGAUUCCUGGUUCCGUGCCUGCAAGUCCCCAUGCCUCAAAAACAACCUUCACAAAGGCGUAGAGCUCUCGCUCUCCCCAUCAAUCUCCCACAUUCGUUUAAUCUCGACCUUUUAAUGUUAAAGAGGGUGGAUCAAGAAUCAUAGAUAACGUUUAUCCACUAGGGUCACGUUUAUACAAAAUCCACAAGGGUACGUAACCUCUUGCCCACGCAAGUUAGAAUGAGUUGGGCCUUUCUUAAAGCCCAACGAAGAUUCCACAGAGGAAGCAAGAGAGAAUAUCUGGUAUCCAAUCCAAGAGCGAGGGAGCUUGGUUGACCAGAGCCGCAGGGAAGGAAGGAAAGGAAGGAAGGCGACGAUGCCGACGCUGACGAAGCUCUACACAAUGCAAGAAGCCUCGCAGCACAACACCAAAGACGACUGCUGGAUCGUCGUCGACGGCAAGGUGUACGAUGUGUCAACAUAUUUGGAUGAUCACCCUGGUGGAGAUGAUGUAAUCCUUGCUACAACUGGCAAAGAUGCCACUGACGAUUUUGAAGAUGCUGGGCACAGCAAAAGUGCAAAGGAGCUCAUGGAAACCAUGUGCAUUGGAGAGCUUGACACAGACACCUCCGCCUCAGCUGAACUUGAGAAUCAACCAACUGGCUAUCCGCAGAAGCUCAUGAUCCUGACAAAGCAAUACUGGGCUGUUCCUGCGGCUGUUGUGGGCAUCUCUGUGGUGGUUGGCUUCGUGUACUUGCGCAAGAAGAAUACAUGAUUCUGCCAUUGUUACUCGGAAGGGAAUUAGUCACAAUUUUGAAUAAUUAGGUGAUUAGUAAUUGAGAGAAGUGGCCCAUUGGCCAUUAUUAUAUGAUUACAAUUUACAAGCAUUGGGAACUUGCACAUUGUGAUUCAGAGAUCGUUUUAUGGAUUUCAGAUAUGACAUUGACAGAUUUUCAGUAAGAUGUGACUGAAAUUUGGGAGUUUAGUUGUGGAUUUCCAAUGUCUACUUGAAUGAAAACCGAAGGUUAAACCUGUUCUUU